AUGGCCGACCCUUCCUAUCUCCAAAGUGUUACUCUUAGCCAAGGAAGCCAGGUGAAGGAAGUAGUGCUCCACUUGUACCUUUACCAGAAUGGACAAGCACAGCCCAAGGGCAACCAAUGCCAGAUAGUAGGUUCAACUCGCCCUCAUGGUUUCGGUACCACCGUUGUUAAUGACUGGACCAUACAUGAUGGUCUUAGCCCCACCACAAACAUCGUUGCGCGUGCCCAAGGCCAGCUUAUACAGGCAGGCAUGACUGCAGGCAGCUGGUUCAUUUGCCACAACAUCGUGUUCACAGAUGACAGGCUUGAGGGUCCACCCCUUAAUGUUAUUGGAAACAUAGAGGGACAAGAAGGUGAAUGGGCAAUUGUCAGUGGAACCGGAGAGUUUGCCUAUGCACAAGGUGUUGUCUCCUACAAAGUAAUCACGAGCACCCCCCAAUGGAAGGUCACAAGGGAGCUUCAUAUCCGUGCCUUGUGCAUCACCUUGUUGAAAUCGCCGGUACAAAACACCUAA
Triticum aestivum (bread wheat) is the source of this 513-nucleotide messenger RNA. RefSeq lists its product as uncharacterized. The transcript is spliced from 2 exons. The record is from RefSeq and is a predicted model, not a curated record. Bases 1 to 513 code for a protein of 170 amino acids. NCBI's taxonomy places the organism in Eukaryota, Viridiplantae, Streptophyta, Magnoliopsida, Poales, Poaceae.